Messenger RNA from Crotalus tigris (Tiger rattlesnake), 4206 nucleotides. It is a transcript of the gene FGD2, whose product is annotated as FYVE, RhoGEF and PH domain containing 2. Gene Ontology annotation, cellular component: cytoplasm. Gene Ontology annotation, biological process: cytoskeleton organization; filopodium assembly. The transcript is spliced from 16 exons. NCBI's taxonomy places the organism in Eukaryota, Metazoa, Chordata, Lepidosauria, Squamata, Viperidae. Bases 1031 to 3094 code for a protein of 687 amino acids. Gene Ontology annotation, molecular function: guanyl-nucleotide exchange factor activity; metal ion binding. The record is from RefSeq and is a predicted model, not a curated record.
AUUACAUUACAAUAAUAGUAAUAGAAACUAUUAGCCAUCCAAACCAUAUUUCCUCACCUCAUUUCAGUUUUGGCUUACAUUAUCUAUUGCUAUUCCAUGAUAGUUCUGUAUUUCUCAGCCUGGCAUUCCAAUCUGAAAAAUGGGAAUAAGCAUGUAAUUUUUUUUUUUUUGUAAACAGUUCUCAGCUUCCUUCAGGAAAAUGGUUACAGUUUUACUUUUCAGAUUGUUAAGAUUUAAUUCUUUCCCCAUAUUUUCAUCUUACAACACAACUUCAAUUAGAAUGCAUUGGCGCUUCUUUGUAUACUUUAUAUAUACUAUGUUCCUUUGUCAUACCACUAAUUUAAAUUCUGAGUUAUUUUUUUAGUGUUCCUUAUGAGUAGCUUCACUCUAAAAAGAAAAUCUAUAGUGUCAAAAGUACUCACACAGUUCUGUUAGUAGACAAUUCAAUAAUUAAUGAAUUGUCUGUCUAUUCAGGCUGUCAUGUAAACAGUGUAUAAACCCUGAAAUAGUCAUAUGAUGCACCCCUGUGUUUAGAAGAUUUAAAUAUUCAUGUAUGAAAUCAAUGUCUGGAUUUAAAAGAUAAACUGAAAAACCCUGUAAAAACCUAUUUAACAUAUAGGCAUGUGUAAUUAAUUCUGCAACAUGGUUUGCCCAGGCAAGCUCUUCUGGUGGCAUUGGGUUUUAUAUAAAUUUGACAAAUAAAUAAAUGAAAGCUUAAUAAUAUAAAAGAACCAUAUCCAUGAAUCAAGAUAGAGCCAAUGAUAAAUGAACAGAAAAGUUAAAUGAAUUAUAAUUAAUACAAAAUAUCUUUUGUGAAACUCUGCAACUUGGUCUUUUCACUUACAGUUCUGCCUUCAGUACUUCCUCAUACAUUUUCUAUUUAUAGAAAUAUUUACAAGAAGCUUUUCUUGUCUCACAGUGAAAGAGACAAUUUGUAGAUUGUUCACUUGGUUAUAUAGUCCUAUCAGUUUUUUUAAUGGAGCUAUUUCUCAGAAAAGUUCCAAGUAAGAGACCAUAAAGAAGAAUAAGGAUGAUGGAGGAGAAACAGAAGCUUCCAGAAGCCUCAGUGGUCAACCUGGUGCAUGUAUUUGAGAACUUCAGGCCCUGUUGCAGUCCUGAGAAAGAGCACAUCCUUCCCCAGUCUAGGUUACUAACAACUCCAAGUCCUAUGGUACCUUCCAUGCUGCCAUCGGUGACAGGUGAAAGAGCCAUUAGAGACAUUAAGAAAGCUUCAGUUAUACAGCCUGGACAGGUGCACUGUGACGCAGAGUCUUUAGAGCAGCAACAGCAAGCUCCUAAAAUGCUGCCUGUCAAAUGUCUCAGCUCUUUUCGAGGAAAGAUCACUGUUGGCAGUUGGAGGCCAAAACAAGUCUCAGAUUCUCAGCCAAAUUUCAUCAUGCAGUCUGGAAGCAGCAAGAAUCAGGAAGCAGAGGAGAAAAAAAUAGCUUUGGAGCUGCUGGAAACCGAACAGGCUUAUGUGGUUCGCCUUCAUCUUCUAGACCAGGUUUUUUUCUCAGAGCUAAUGAAAGAAGCCAGAACUACAAAGGCAUUUCCCGAAGAUGUAGUAAAAAUGAUCUUCUCUAAUAUCUCCUCCAUUUACCAGUUCCAUUCCCAGUUUUUCUUGCCAGAGCUGAAAAAGCGCAUGGAAGGCUGGGAUUCCAAUCCCAGAAUUGGGGAUAUCAUCCAGAAAGUGGCUCCUUUCCUGAAGAUGUAUAGUGAAUAUGUGAAGAACUUUGACAAGGCAAUGCAUCUGAUCACUGUGUGGUCGGAAAAAGCCUUGCCAUUCCAGGAACUCAUCUCAAACAUUCAGAAACAGGAAGUAUCGGCUAAUUUAACCUUGCAGCAUCACAUGUUGGAACCAAUACAGAGAAUUCCCAGAUACGAACUCCUCCUGAAGGAUUAUAUUCAAAAACUACCUUUGGAAUCACCAGACAAGGAAGAUGCACAGAAAGCUUUGGAAAUGAUUUUCACAGCAGCCAAACAUUCUAAUGUUGCCAUCGCUGAAAUGGAAAGACUCCAGAACCUAUGGGAAGUAUAUCACAGGCUAGGCCUUGAUGAUGACAUUGUUGAUCCUUCUAAUGAAUUUAUUAAAGAAGGACCCAUUCAGAAAAUCUCUUUCCGGUUCAACAGUACCUCAGAGAGAUAUCUGUUCCUGUUUAAUAACCUGCUAUUGUACUGUGUACCAAAAGUCAUUCAAGUGGGUGCCGAAUUUCAAGUGCGCCACCGGAUUGAUGUCAGUGGCAUGAAGGUUCGAGAACUAAAUGAUGUACAGUUUCCUCAUGCUUUCCUUGUGUCAGGAAAGCAGCGCACCCUCGAGCUGCAAGCUAGGUCCCAGGAGGAGAUGAAUGUCUGGAUUAAGACCUUCCAGUCUGCCAUCAACAAGAAAGAAAAGAGGAGUGAAACCUUCAAGGCUGCAAGCCAAGGGCAAGAAGCAGAGACACCAGACUCCAGUCAGGGCCAGUCACAAGAGCUGGGCAAAUGGGCUCCUCAGUGGGUAAGAGAUAAGCUGGUCACCAUGUGCAUGCGCUGCAGAGAGCCAUUCAAUGCUAUCACACGAAGAAGGCAUCACUGCAGAGCUUGUGGCUAUGUGGUGUGUGCCCGGUGUUCUGAAUACAAGGUUGAAUUGCAAUAUGACAAGAAUGGACUCAAACGAGUCUGUGCAGAAUGCUAUGCCUUCCUACAAGGGAAUUUGCUGCCCGUCGAGCAGCAUGGGAAGCACAAAGGCAUUCUGGAGAAAGAAUCAGCAGAGAUAUCAGGCCAGAGCCUGAUAUGUAGUUUUCUGCAGCUGAUGGAUAAGAAUGGAAAAGGGAGCAUGCGUGGCUGGUUUGUGAUCCCACAAGAUGAUCCACUGGUGUUGUAUAUUUAUGCUGCACCUCAGGAUGUCAAAGCCUAUGCCUCUAUCCCCCUGUUGGGUUACCAUGUCAAGGAGCCAUAUCAGAAUAAUCCCCGUCACAUCUUCCAGUUGGUACAAUCCAAACAGACCUAUACUCUGGUUGCUGAAACUGAAGAACUGAAGCAGCGCUGGAUGAAAGCCAUUGAACAGUCAGCCAGGGGAGGAGAAGCGGAAGAAGAUUCAUGUGAUGAACUGGAAUAAUUCAAUCUCCUUGUGAGGCUGUUACAUACUCUGGACUGCCAUUGUAAUAAGCACCAAAUCUGUGUUUUAAAUACAUUCAUAUUUUUCAGUUAUUACUUUUCAGUGGUUGCAAAUCAUAACAUUUUUGUCUAGUUGAGAUUUUCUUGGCUUACUGGUGAACUAUUCAAGUCAUAGUAAUUGUUGAUUUGUCAUUUACAUUUGCAAAUUUGUAUUGAUAGACUGUCCUGUUCAUGUACAUAUUACAUGCUGGUACAAAUAAUACUUCCUAUUCAUACAUAUACCUUUUUUUUGAUCUACAGCUAUGUCAGGGAAAUUAUUUUCUGAUCAGAAAUUCUGACACUGAAGAGUCCUUCCUUCCAUCUAUAAAAGAAAGGUGAAUGGGAUCUUUAUCCCAAUUCCACCUACAAAAUAUAACCUGUGACAGGGUCGACCUCUCUUUCAGGCCCAAGGAGAAAUGUGUACAUGGCAUGCUAACUUACAUUACUUUUAAAACAUUUAGAUAUGUUCAUGGAGGUUAAACCUACAUUUGAUCUUUUGCUAUAAGAGCUAAAUUAAAUCUUCAUAUUCAGAAAAACAAUGUAGAGAAAAUGGCAGAUGAUUCUUUUGUCUGUCAGGCUUUUUUUAGUGAAUUUCUAAAGAUAGAAAUUCUCCAGAAAACUGGAGACUGACUGCUGGCUCAAAUUGGCCAUGUGUGUACACCAAGAAAUGGCCCAAAGAUAUUUUAGGAGGUUACAUUGGUGAACCUGAACUUGUUGAAUGUUUCAAACCAGAAAUAAAGUUGGACUAUCUGAAUUCAUUUCAACAAUAUGAUAAUUACUGCAGAUUGCCUAGUCUAUUUCUGACAUUUCUAAGUACAUAAUUAUUUUAUUCUUUAGCUAAUUAUUUUCUUAUUUCUAAUCCCUUUCCUUUUCAGGUUAGUAAAUCUCUAUUUCUUUAUUUUUUCAGUCUCAGUCUUACUGGACUUAUCAUUAUGUUGAUGGAAGAACCCAUUUACAAUGGUCUUCAGACCAUUUAUCUGUACUGUGUAUUUUAUUGUCAAUUAUUCAAAAUUAAGAUAUCAAUGUUUAUCUGAUGAACUAUUAAAUUAUGGCAAGCUGAAUUUUAGAGAGAAA